GCGAGCGAGGGGGCGGGGCUUGGUGUUCCUGCGGAGCCAUGGAGUGGGACAGGCGCUGCUGGAAGUGGCAUUGAGUUAAUGUGACUCCUUCUAAAGAUCCUGAUUCAGGAGAGAAAGUUCCCACCAUGACACCUGGGAAAGAGCGGGAAGCAUUAUAUGAAGAUUCCUCGGGAGAUGGCGUUAGCACCAUUUACGGUAACCCAGUUCCAGCCCAACUCUCGGACUCCACCGAUGAAUUUACCACAUAUUUUGAUCAGAAAAUUCCUAUACCUGAAGAUGAAAAGCACCCGUGGUUCAGUUUUCGAAAACUCUGGGCUUUUACGGGACCAGGUUUUCUCAUGAGUAUUGCUUAUCUGGAUCCAGGCAACAUUGAAUCGGAUCUGCAGUCUGGUUCCAUUGCAGGGUUUAAGCUGCUUUGGGUUCUUUUGCUGGCCACUGUCAUUGGUCUGCUUCUGCAACGCCUGGCAGCAAGGUUAGGAGUGGUAACAGGACUUCAUUUGGCGGAAGUAUGCAACCGACAAUAUCCCAAGGUCCCUCGGAUUGUCUUGUGGCUGAUGGUGGAGCUGGCUAUCAUUGGCUCAGAUAUGCAAGAAGUCAUUGGCUCAGCAAUUGCCAUUAACCUGUUGAGUGCUGGAAUAGUACCUUUGUGGGGCGGAGUUCUCAUAACAAUCGCGGACACCUUUGUGUUUCUCUUCCUGGAUAAAUAUGGUUUGAGGAAACUGGAGGCAUUUUUUGGCUUCCUGAUUACUAUUAUGGCCAUCACGUUUGGAUAUGAGUAUGUUACGGUACGACCAAACCAAGGCCAGCUGCUCAAAGGGAUGUUUAUGCCAUAUUGUGCCGGCUGUGGAGCCCCUCAGUUAGAGCAGGCUGUCGGGAUCGUUGGUGCUGUCAUCAUGCCACACAACAUGUACCUGCAUUCUGCUUUGGUCAAGUCUCGACAGGUGAAUCGUGCCAACAAGAAGGAAGUCUCUGAGGCCAACAAAUAUUUCUUCAUAGAAUCCUGUGUCGCCCUUUUUGUCUCCUUUAUCAUCAAUGUUUUUGUGGUCUCGGUAUUCGCUGAAGCUUUCUUUGGCAAGACAAAUGAAGAAGUAUACAACUUCUGUGCAAAUAAAAGUUCUCAAGCUGCGCUGUUUCCACAAAACAACGAGUCCUUGGAUGUGGAUAUCUAUAAAGGGGGGGUUGUCCUGGGCUGUUACUUUGGCCCUGCUGCUCUGUACAUCUGGGCAAUUGGGAUUCUUGCAGCUGGUCAGAGUUCAACAAUGACUGGGACGUAUUCUGGACAGUUUGUCAUGGAGGGUUUCCUCAACCUGAAGUGGUCACGUUUUGCUCGAGUAGUUCUGACCCGCUCCAUUGCCAUCACCCCGACCCUUUUGGUUGCCAUUUUCCAAGAUGUGGAGCACCUGACUGGCAUGAAUGAUUUUCUCAAUGUUCUUAUGAGUUUACAGCUUCCUUUUGCAUUAAUCCCAGUCCUCACAUUCACCAGUCUGCGUCCUGUAAUGAAUGACUUCGCUAAUGGCUUGGGCUGGAAGAUCGCUGGGGGAAUUCUCAUUCUUAUAAUCUGCACAAUUAACAUAUACUUUGUGGUGGUCUAUGUUACUGCCUUGGGACAAAUGGUAUUUUAUGUGUGUGCUUCCAUUCUCAGCAUUGUCUACCUUGCCUUCGUGGCAUACUUGACGUGGCAGUGCUUAAUAGCGCUCGGGAUUUCCAGCCUGGCCUGUGGGCACACGCUUUCCUUGGCAACUUUAAAGGCCCUGAAAGGUUACAACCUGGGACUCAUUUCUCGCCCUGAACUCUUCCUCCUCAACAACAUGGAUGCUGACUCGGUUACGAGCAGAUGAACUACAGAAGAAGGGGGAAAAUUAAAAGGGGAAAAAGCCCUCUUAUGCUGCACAAAGCCUAAUUCUGGUUGGUUCAAAAGUGAGUGACUAUGCUCCAGAGAGACUCCUGUUUUGUACGAGGAGCAGAAAUGAGAUGGAGGGAGGGAAGUGGUGCUGUAAAGGAUUUCCUGGAAAAGAGAUUCCUUUCAAGCUGCCAACUGUGAAAGCUGUUAAAGUGCUACUGACACCAUACACUGUGAAGGGGGCAGAAUGGUACGUAAUGACAGAGAGAAAUCUUACCUUUUUGUGUGGGCCAAAUACCUGCAAAAUGUGGGAGAGGGCAUUGACAGAAAUGGAAGAGCAAAAGGAGAGUGCUCUUCUCGUCUUCCUCUCCCCAACAUAUACAUUAUCCUGUCCCAUCUGUUUUCCUAUUUGGCUUUAUCCCUAGCCUCAGCAUGCAACUGAGGCCUCUUUUACACUACCCUAUAUCCCCGGAUCUGACCCCAGAUUAUCUUCUUAUUCUAGAUUAUAUGGCAGGAGAGACUCAUAUAAUCCAGUUCAAAGUGGAUAAUCUGAGAUGAGAACCUGGGAUAUAGGGCAGUGAAGAUCUAUCCUGGGAGAAAAGAGGUUGGGUGAGAAGUUGAAGGUUGGGGUGAGGAGGCAGGUAAGAGAGUUUGGGUCUUUCUUCUCAUGUGCACUUUCCCCCCUUGAAAUCUCCCUUUUGCCUUACAACUUUUGGGAAGUGAGCUGCAUUUCAAAAUAGCUGCCCCAUCACUGUCUUAUCUGUAGAAAUAUCUACAGGUUUUUGAUCUUUUUAAAAAUAACAUGGGUAGCCAUAUACAGGGUGUUUCAAAAAAGAUGGACAUGUCAUUUUGCAACACUCUGUCCUUCUCAGUUAAAGUACUAAGCACUGUCUUGUCUUUCUAAGAUACAAAAAUGACUACAUGUUCUUCCUCACCUUCAAAUUUCUAGAAGCGGGUGGAUAUUAUUGAAGAAAUUAAGCAAUAUUUUUUUCUUGAAGGUUUAUAAGUUGAGCUAUGAACCCAUUAUCAGUGGAUUGCAUCGAGACUUACUUGUGAGUUGACUGGAGUCUGUUGGUAUUAAUUAGCCUAGUCUAACCAUGCCAAAGUCUAGAUCCAAUCCACGGAGCUCACAUGUAAACCAGAAAGAAUUCUGAAACAUAACACUAUAUGAGAAACACAUGUUGACAAAAAGGACACCCUCUGCAUAAGCCUUCAUAAAACAACGCCUCGGGGAAAGUUGUUCUUUCAUCAGGCAGCAUAGGAAUCCUAUAAAGGAAUGACUGGAUGAGCAGGAAUAUAUGUCUCAAGGAGAGUUUGGACAGAAAAGUUGCUUGGUAGAUUUGCUGGAAAAAUUAGUGAACCAAGCUAUGGGCUGUUCUUGACUUUUUCUCUGCUCAGCUUUUUCCUUCUCCCCAACAUUCGUUGUUACUUGUUUCCUCCACUCCCAUAGUGACAUAAUCCUUUCCUGGAAGCCACAGACAGUCCAAGACCUCGUAACUUCCUGAAGUUUGCUGCCUUUAUUUGAUACUAAUGCAUACAGCCAGACUUUUGCAUAUUUGACUAUUUACAGAUGUGAUUAAUAUGAUCUCUCGAGGAAUCUCCAGGUUUUCUGGCACAGCUUUCUAGUCAGUAUCUGCUAGCCAUUGGCCAUUAAGUUCCACCAGAGAAUCUAGGCCAGUGGUUCUCAAAUGGUGGGUCCCCAGAUGUUUUGGCCUUCAACUCCCAGAAAUCCUAACAGCUGGUAAACCACCUGGGAUUUCUGGGAGUUGUAAACCAAAACACCUGGGGAGCCAUUGGUUGAGAACAACUGAUCUAGAAAUUCCAAGGGAAAACACAUCUCUAGGUUCUCCAGCACAGUUGUGGUCAACAUCUGGCAGAAGUUGACCAUAAAAUUCAUCUAGAGCAGUGGUUCUCAACCUAUGGGUCCCCAGAUGUUUUGGCCUUCAACUCCCAGAAAUCCUAGCAGCUGUCAAACUGGCUGGGAUUUCUGGGAAUUGUAGACCAAACCACCUGGGGAUCCACAGGUUGAGAACCACUGAUCUAGAGGACCUAGAGAUUCCUGGAGAGUUGUUCUCUUAGGUAAACAAUAUCAAAGUUGUUCACUUUCACAAGGUCUGUGACUCUAAUCCCAGCCCGAAUGUGGAGGUCUGACUACUUGUUUAUUUUGCAAUGGGAUUUGGGAGAUGUGGUACAAAAGGGAACUGUUAGCUUCUGACUUAUGAUACUGCAAAACGUAUGUUUUUGAGUACUAUCCGUCCCCUUUUUCCAGCUAGGUCAAUCAUACUCCCGCAGAAAUGCAUGGAGAAAGGCAUAGGAUAAUAGAAUCCAAGGGAAGACUUAAUUAUGAAUUUUGUGACUAAGGACACAUGUACACAGUUAAAAAAGUUGAAUCACCAUGGUUUCUUCCCAAGAAUAUUUGGUAGUGUGAUUCUGUGACAGUGCUUUGGAAUAUGAUGGCAUCGUUGUUACUAUAAGAGGCAAUGGUGUGGUUUCUAGGAGAGCAGCUUUGAAUAUUGUGGGUCUUCCUUCCUGCAACCAGUUCCCCGCUUGUGGUCCUCCUUUAAUAUGGGAAGGGAAACUCAGUGAAUGUGUCCUCUUUCAUGUCAGUGGGGAGACAAAGCCACUCUGGGUUUUACUCCAUCAUUUAACGGCGCUCUAUCCAGAGUCCUGAACCCAACUUCCGAAAUAGUUUCCGCAUUUUGACUAUUACUUUAAAGCAGGCACGGGCAAACUUUGGCCCACCAAGUGUUUUGGACUUCAACUCCCAGACAUCCCAGCCAGUUUACCAGCUGUUAGGAAUUUUGGGAGUUUAAGUCCAAAACCGCCUGGAGGGCCGAAGUUUGCCCAUGACUGCCUUAAAGUGCAGCCUAAACCAAGAACGGAGUCAUCAGCCAACUGGCAUGGAUGCCACCUCUGAGGAAAACCCUCUGACAAGCAGCCUGUCUAUAAACACUGGGCAUGUUUUAACCAGUUAACAAAAGCCAUCAAGCUGACUUGGGGCCCUUCCACACAGCCCUAUAUCCCAGAAUAUCAAGGCAGAAAAUCCCCCAUUAUCUGCUUUGAACUGGGUUAUCGGAGUCCACACUCAAAUAAUGUGGGAUUUUCUACCUUGAUAUUCUGGGAUAUAGGGCUGUCUGGAAGGGCCCUGAGUAAAUCUCAGAAUUCCACCAUAAAACCAUAAGAAGUGGAACAUUUCACAAGAGGUCCCAAACAAGCUUGGUGAAUAUGUGUACGUCUGACUUGACUUGGUACGUUUUGGAUUAAUCACCUCACUGAACAUGUUGUGCGCCUCUUCCCUUUUAUGUAUGGAAAAUGUUUGGAAUUGUGUUACAAAGCAUUCAGCGGGCAUUGCCCUUUGGUACUUGGUGGGGUUUUAAAAAUGUAUUUUAAAUCAUUGUUCUGUUACAAAAUACAUCAUCCCUUCCUCUCUUUUUUGCUAUUUUUUAAUUUUAAUUUAGCACUAAUUUAUUUUGUAUGUAUUGGUCUCUAAUUUUUGUUUCUUUCAAUGGGGGUCCCGAUUUUCAAAUAAAUAUGUCCACUGCCCA
Anolis sagrei ordinatus is the source of this 5385-nucleotide messenger RNA. RefSeq names its product solute carrier family 11 member 2 (gene SLC11A2). Gene Ontology annotation, cellular component: recycling endosome; late endosome membrane; early endosome. Lineage: Eukaryota; Metazoa; Chordata; Lepidosauria; Squamata; Anolidae. Gene Ontology annotation, biological process: response to hypoxia; iron import into cell; multicellular organismal-level iron ion homeostasis. The record is from RefSeq and is a predicted model, not a curated record. Gene Ontology annotation, molecular function: cobalt ion transmembrane transporter activity; cadmium ion binding; manganese ion transmembrane transporter activity.